Messenger RNA from Haliotis rufescens (red abalone), 591 nucleotides. RefSeq names its product proline-rich protein 1-like. Bases 1 to 591 code for a protein of 196 amino acids. The transcript is spliced from 2 exons. The record is from RefSeq and is a predicted model, not a curated record. Lineage: Eukaryota; Metazoa; Mollusca; Gastropoda; Lepetellida; Haliotidae.
AUGAAGGAAUGGGGCGAGAGUGCCUCAUGGCAAAGGGAUCACUGUUGUACAAGGCCUCCUCCUCACGACAGACCAACCUAUGACAGACCAACCUACGACAGACCAACCUACGACAGACAAACAUACCACAAACCAACUUACGACAGACCAACCUACGACAGACAAACAUACCACAAACCAACUUACGACAGACCAACCUACGACAGACCGACAUACGACAGACCAACCUACGACAGACCAACAUACAACAGACCAACCUACGACAAACCAACAUACCACAGACCAACAUACCACAGACCAACCUAUGACAGACCAACCUACAACAGACCAACAUACGACAGACCAACAUACGACAUACAAACAUACCACAGACCAACAUACCACAGACCAACAUACAACAGACCAACCUACAACAGACAAACAUACCACGGACCAACAUACGCCAGACCAACGUACGACAGACCAUCGUACGACAGCCCAUCGUACGACAGAUCAACAUACGACAGCCCAAUGUAUGACAGACCAACAUAUGACAGACCAACCUACGACAGACCAACCUACGACAGACCAAACAACAACAGACCAACAUAG